Molecule: messenger RNA, 1749 nt
Organism: Phaeoacremonium minimum UCRPA7
Lineage: Eukaryota; Fungi; Ascomycota; Sordariomycetes; Togniniales; Togniniaceae
Product: putative dihydroxyacetone kinase protein
Exons: 4
Coding region: 1-1749 (582 amino acids)
Biological process (GO): glycerol catabolic process
Cellular component (GO): cytosol
Molecular function (GO): ATP binding; glycerone kinase activity
Source: RefSeq, a predicted model, not a curated record
AUGUCUUCCAAGCAUCUUUCCAAUGACAUCACGGCCCUGGUCCAAGCCAGUCUGAGGUCGGCAACACUACUUAACCCCCAAGUCGGGUUUGACUCGGAGAACAAGACUGUGUACCUCCGCAGCGCCUCAUCCUCCGAUAAUGUUGCGAUUGUUUCUGGUGGUGGUUCCGGACACGAGCCGGCAUACGCUGCUUUUGUUGGACAUGGCCUGCUCUCAGGAGCCGUAGCCGGCUCUAUCUUUGCUUCGCCCUCGGCCGAUCAGGUCUUCCAGUGCCUAAUGCGCCUAGGCGCAGAGAAACCCGGGCGUGGUAUUUUAGUCAUCAUUAUGAACUACACAGGCGACGCUCUGCACUUUGGCAUGGCGAUAGAGAAGGCGCGCGCACGGGGCCUGAAGGCGCAGCUGCUCAUUGUAGGCGACGACGUCGGUGUCGGCAGAGCCAAAAGUGGCCGGGUGGGCCGUCGAGGACUGGCUGGAACUGUUCUGGUGCAAAAGAUUGCGGGCGCGUUGGCUGCCAGGGGGGCCGCUAUUGAAAAGGUGUUUGAGAUGGCAUCGCUCGUGGCUUCAAAUGUUGCUACAGUUGGCGCAUCUCUAUCUCAUGUGCACGUACCUGGCCGGGUAGCCUCUAAGGACGAGCUUGACGGUAAUGAUGAGAUCGAGAUCGGUAUGGGUAUCCAUAAUGAGGAAGGUUUCGGGCGUGUGAAGACAGAUCUGCAGGGACUUAUCUCGAUGUUAUUGAAGCAGCUGCUAGACACCUCCGAUAAAGACAGAGGAUUUAUUGAAAUCAAGAGUGGCGAGCCUGCUGUUCUUAUGAUCAACAAUCUGGGCGGACUGAGCCAGCUAGAAUUGGGAGCAGUGACAACUGAGGUCUACAAGCAACUCGGUGACAACUAUGGCAUCAUUCCGAAGAGAGUGCUUGCAGGAACAUAUAUGUCCAGUCUGAAUGGCCUCGGGUUCAGUGUCACAUUACUCAAGCUUGUUAACAAAGACUUCGUGGAGCUGCUUGACGAUAAAGCCGAGGCUACCGGCUGGAUACCGCCAGCUCCUCCCGCCAGCUGGAAGCUGCAGGGAUCGUCGGGCAACGACCAGACCGAGAAGCUGGACUUCAGCGAGAAGGAUACUCCGAGCAAUCUAACCGUCAAGCAAGCAGAUGUCCAAAAGUAUCUUACCAUAGGCUUGAAGAACUUAAUAGAAGCAGAGCCUGAAGUGACAAAGUAUGAUACCCUUGUCGGUGAUGGAGAUUGUGGUUUAUGCCUCAAGGUUGGGGCCGAAGCGGUGCUAUCUUAUGUUCAAUCUCAGCCGACCACAGAUGCCGUCCAACUUGUCUCACAACUAGCCCAUGUUAUCGAGAAGAGCAUGGAUGGUACGUCGGGCGCUCUUUACGCCAUCUUCAUCAAUGCUCUUGCUACCAAGCUUCGCGAGGCCGAUCGCGAGGCACAGCCCACACAGGCCACCCCUGUUAUCUGGGCCAAGGCAUUGCAAGGGGCCAUGGAGGCCCUUGGCCGAUACACACCCGCCAGGCCGGGAGACCGUACCGUCGUGGAUGCUCUAGCACCAUUUAUCGAGGCUUUCACCUCCUCAGGAGACAUUAGCACAGCCGUUCAGGCGGCUCGAAAAGGCUGCGAAAACACUAAAGGAAUGGAGGCGAGUUUGGGUCGCUCGGUCUACGUGGGCGGAGAUGAAUGGAAGAAUUGUCCUGAUCCUGGCGCAUUUGGGUUGGUGAAAUUUCUCGAGGGAUUUGUAGGAGUGUAA